UGCCGCUGGCGGACUUUGACAGCAGCAGUUCUUCUCAGUACAGCAAGUGCUGAACUGUUAUCAUGUGUUAAUAAGUUAAAACGGCGGACAGGCUCCGAUGAUGAGAGGCCCCCUCCUGGUUCCUGAAAACUACAGCGGAGGUUGAUACUUCCUGACAGGGAACGAGAGCUUUGAUGGAUGUGGAGGUGCGGUAGUACCAUGAAAAGUGGAGGAAGGGGCAAGGAGCCACCUGCUGCAGGGGAUAUCGCUGGCAAACGCCCCAAACGCAAAUGUCUGCAAUGGCACCCUCUUCUCUCCAAAAAGACUCUCGAUUUCUCUGAAGAGGAGGAGGAAGAUGACGAAGAAGACCUGGAGAAGCCCGUGCCGUGCAGUCAGGAGCGAGAGCCUCAGGUGCAGAGUGGAAGCACAGCAGAGGAAGUGGAGGAGGACUCCAGUGAGCAGCGGGCACGGCGGCCGAUGAAUGCCUUCCUCCUGUUUUGCAAACGCCACCGCUCCCUGGUGCGGCAGGAGCACCCUCGUCUUGACAACCGCGGGGCCACCAAGAUCCUGGCCGACUGGUGGGCUGUCCUGGAGCCCAAAGAGAAACAGAAGUACACGGACAUGGCCAAGGAGUACAAGGAUGCUUUCAUGAAGGCAAACCCAGGCUACAAGUGGUGUCCCACCACUAGCAAGCCAGUAAAGAGCCCUUCCUGUCCGCUGGUCAGCAAUCCCCGCAAAAAACUCUUGUCCUUCCCUUGCAACUCAUCCAAGGACUCCACUGCCAAAAAAGUGCCCAAAAGCGACAGCUUGCCACAGCUGAACUUUGCCAUGGCCGAUCCUACAAAGAUGGGAGGCCUGAGCAUGCUGCUGUUAGCUGGUGAACACGCCCUCACAAACAGAGAGAUCCCUUCUAAAGCCAGUUUACCUGAAAUAGCCAAUGAAGGAAGCCAUUCUCCAGAGGAUAAGGAAGAGGUGGGUUCUCAGUCCAUCUUCCCAGACGGAGUCCCUGACAUUACUGAGAGCAGGGUCACGUCUGCCCUUCCCUCGGUGGAAGAAGUGCCGCUGUCGACGCUUGCUGACGGGAAACCGUGCGGACAGUCUGCUCUCUUCCAGCUCGCAGAGAUGUGUUUGGCGUCUGAAGCUGGAAUAAUGGAUGCAGUUGUAUCUAAGCCUGAGGACAGCUCCUCUCCAGCUUCUCUCCAAACAAGCAUGAAGCCAGAGAUGAAGGAGGAGAGCUCUGAUCCUGAGCUCCAUCCUCCCUCCACGCACACAUCAUCUCUCUUUCCUUCUCCUCCACCUGUCACUUCUACCUCCUCCGAUGCCAUUCCCUCAGACCACAGCAGCCACAGUCCACGUGUCAAAAAGAAGAGCAAGAAAAAAGACUUGGACUGGAGCCCUGCAAUGAAGACUGAAUGUUCAGAACCGAGCAUGGACAGCAUCAACAGUACCAUCGAGGCAGUGGCCACAGGAACCUGGAUGGCUAAGAAGAAGAUCCACACCGUUGCUCCUGCUGGAACAUCUGGUUUACCCAAGAAGAAGAGUAAGAACAAAGCAAAGAGUUUUGUCAUCGAGAGGGAUGAGAGCGAUGGGGAGAAGGCUUCGUCGGCUGUAGAGAUGAUGGACGAGGCGACUGAUGGAAUCCCUGACACUGAGGCUGAAGCUGCGGAUGUGGAAACCACCGACGUCCACGAGUCCGCUCCAGAGCCCCCUCACCCCCACCGUAGCCAUUCACCUGCCAAGCUCAAAGAGGAAGACAAGGGAAAAGAGCGAGCGAGUGACAUGGAAAAUCGAGGCGCCAGAAAAUCCGAACGCAGCUGCAAGGGUGCCUUGUACAAAACCCUGGUCUCUGAGGGGAUGCUGACGUCACUGAGAGCCAACAUCGACCGAGGUAAAAGAGGAGCUUUCCGAGCGUUUGAGGAUGCAAACUGGACUCAUGAUGGCUGGAUGACCCCCCACAUGGGACCAAUUAAUCCCAAAAAACUGAAGAAGUCCAAGUCCAAAGACGAGUCUUCACAGGGCCUGGGAAAACUGGAGGAGGAGUUUGAGAGGAAGUUUAACAGCCUGCCCCAGUACAGCCCAGUGACCUUCGACAAGAAGGGGACGGCCGUCGCCAAGAAGAAGAAGACUGACUGCUCCACCAACCAACAGGACACCUCCAAAGCUGGAAAAGUGGUUCCCACUGAUUCUGGCCUGCUGGAUUCGGCUUCAAAAGCCAGAUCUUUUGCACCCGUUGCCGUGACGUUCCCAGAUGUGCAGGGGGCCACCAGCGCAGAGAUGCUCGUUGGUAGCCAGAAGAGGAAGGCAAGAAAGACCAAGAUCACACAUUUGGUCCGCACAGCUGACGGUAGCGUGUCUCCUGCUGAAGAGGACAAAACUAGGGACCUGAACCAGGAAAAGGAUGAGAAGCCAUUACCCCAACAGAAUUUAUGCAAUGAAAAACGGUGCUACAUCAGUUUGAGGGCAGAGGAGGAGGAGAGGAGCACCGUACCACCUGAGUUACCUGCUUUCUUCAGCCUGGCAGCCCUUGCUGAGGUGGCAGCCAUGGAAAACGUUAACAGAGGCCAGAGAGGUUUGGCUCAGAACCAGAAGAAGGAUCUGGCCCAGACGCCAGUCCUCAUCUCCUGCGCUGACCAGUGAAGUUCUGCUGCUGCUCUGAUCCACCAACAACUUGGACAUGUCUGGAGCUUCACUUUCCUCAGAGGUCACAUGAUGAGCAGGGCUUCAGCAGACUCCAACUCCAGUGGCGGAGCAUUUGGCCGAGCUCGGAUCUGAGGGGGGAGGAAGCCCUCUCCUCCUUUUCCUCCUCCUCCUGCCUGGUGGUGUCUCAGUGUUUCCCCCUGCCUUCCUCUGGUUUAAUGGAGGACGCCUUUCUCCAGAGACAGUUUUGUGGUGAUCUGUAUGAUGAGCUUGUGUGUAGUGGUUGAAGGAGGUGUUGGUGGGUGUUUUAGAGAAGUAGACAGGAGCUGAUUGGCUGUGGAGUCAGCAGCAGAAAUAUUUUAACCACCUUAAAAAGAAAAAAACAGCACAGUUUCCAGACCACGCUGAUGGCUGUUUUAAGAUGAUGGAAUUGUUGGUCUGCUGUUGCCUCAGCUGCAUCGUUUCUUUGUCUUUUUUUAAUAGUUUAAACGUGUUGAUGUCACAGCAGAACAGCAACUUUGUGUUCUCAAGGCAGAAACACGGUUUUCCCCACCUAAACUGACCCGUUCUAUGCACUUCAGCCGUUAAACAUCACGAUGUUCUGCUUCCGACUCCGUCAGCAUCUCCACCUGCUCCUAACACCCGACCAACGACGAGCACGUCAUACACCCCAAAACAAAGAAAGCCUCGGAAGUCCUCGCCUCCCUUAAAUGCUCCGUCAGGAGUGGAAGAGCCGAGCUGCUCUUCCGGCGCACGGCUCACGCCAUCCAGAUGGUUCUGAUGGGUUUAAGAGAGGUCAAGCCUUGCUGUUAAGACAAAAAAAAUUAGUGGAGAUAAAAAAAAAACCCAAUAGUGCAUUUGUUUUCUAGACAAGUCCAGCUUUUAGUCACUUUUUUACCUGUCACACAUCUGCUGUAGAGUCCCUCCACCACCGCUGCGGUUUUUCCUGUUACACUGACGUGGUGGAUCCUGAAAUCCUGGAUGAGAUUUUAGUGAAUCCUGUUGGACUGAAUGUGAGGAGCAGAUCUGAACUCUGAUCAUGGUGACAAGGGUUUUAUCUGUCGUCUGUUCCCGGUGUCUCGUAUGUGAGCGUGUCUCAGAUAACGCCUUAUCCUCCCCGCCUGCUGGACCAGCCUUCUCUCAGUCUCCGUUAGCGCCGUCGUCAGACUGUUAUGGUGGAGUUCGUCACAGCUUGAUCUUUCUUUCAUCAGUGUAGCACUUACAAAGCUUCAUCUCUGCGUACAGCUCUGGGUGGAGCAGGUGCGCAUCAGCGCUGCGUGAGCGGUGAAAGAAUGCCUCGUCUCCUGCAGUCGCAGUGUUUCUCCUCCGUCGCCGUCUCGGCGGCGUUUCUCCUCCGUCGCUGUCUCAGUAGUGUGUUCCCGGCCUUCAGGACCCGGCUCAGUACUCAGCGUAGGGGAGUGACUGGUUUUUUCUGCUACACAUCUCAUAAAAUGAGCAAAUUCUUAUUUAGAAAAACAAAAAACAAAAAAAAAAUUGCUUUUGUAACUUUUAAAUUCAGAAAUGGAGUUAAGUAUUUAAAGAAGCCAUAUUGUGGCUUUAAUCCACAAGUUUCCUGAGCUCUUGAAUAUGAAUUUUUGUCCUGAGGUUGAGUCUAUGUUUUUGUGUCUGAAGGGACGAGCAGCUCAUAGACCCUGUUUCAGUAGUCGCAUGGGUCUAAGAACCUGUCAUCCACCACUCGUCACAUGUGCAGCAUCCACAACCGUCACACGCUGCUGCAUUUUCAGCCACACAAAUGAUAUAUCUAAUUUCUUUCAUCAUCUUCUGUCCCUUUAACACACCGUGCUUUGGUUCCUAAUGGAGAUGAGGCAUUUCGUCAUUCCUUCUUUGGUUUCUUUUUGCCGUUGUUGUCGUCAGUAACGGCCUUUCCAGAGGUCACGUGACCCGUGUUUUUACUUUUAGUAUGUGUCCAUUUUUUUGCUGUUUUGUUGCCAUUUGGAGCGGAUCGUUGCACGUCUCUGUCUCAGGCCAGGUUUCGUCGAAGCUGCAUGAGUGUCGCGGUCGUUACCUGAGCUGCUGAGACCCCCAGCCUGGGGUUCCUGUGUGUGGACCAGAGCUUCACUGGUUUAUGAACUCCACUUUUUCUUUUUCGGCGUGGAUAUUUUUCAGUUUUGUGUUUUUUUUUGUUUUUUUUCUCGAGGUCUCGAGGGCGUCCUGGAUUGAGACUGUUGGUGUCCGCUGUCAGACGGUGAGGUUGCCUGUCAUUUGGCCGAACUGUCCCGCGGGUUUGUGUUGGACCAGGACUCCGUUUUCUGGAUGGUGGCUCUGAUAUCUUCAGAAUCGAGCAGACAGAUGAGAAACAAGUGGCUUUUAGAGAACUUUUUUUUCUUGAGAUAGAGUAUUUUUCCUAAACUGAGGUAUUGAUGAUGUUUGCUUCGUAGGCCGUUGCGUGUGAGUAGCGCUGUACAUGCCACAAACCUGUAAUUCCUGAAUUGUGCUAAACUCUAACAAGCUGCAUGUUUCCCAGUUAAGCUAAAGGGAACCACAGUCCGCUUUGUGAUAAUCUUAUAAAGAAGCCGUAUAUGUGUGUAUAUUUUAAGAUAAGAGAGUUCUUCUUCCACUGAUCGAUGACACAAAGACGUCGUCUUCCCCUCCAAAUAAAUUUAUUUGCUUAAAGCGACUGAGAUUCUUGACAUUUGCCAAAGAAAUGGAAAGAGUUGUUUAGACAGAAAAAAGACAGGUGUUUGACUCUUCAGGUAAAAAUAUCAGCACAAUUUAUUGACUUUCUGGACGCUGUUUCAGGGUGCCGCCGUUUCCGUGUGCCGCUCAGCGCUUCUUUUAACAGAGUAUUUGCACCUUAUGACCCAAACCAAACUGAUCAUGGUCGUUAAAGGAAAUCUAUAGUUUUUACCCACUCUUAUGUAGAUUAUGCAUUUUAAUUCUUCUCUGUGCCCAAGAAUGGAGUCAGUGAGAACACCACACAUCUACAGAGCAGCCAUAGCCGUCAUACCAACAUCCUUCACUUUUCUAUCUAGAAGAUGCUUCUAUAAUCUUUAAAUUCCUAUAUUAGCUACCAAAAUGACUAUAAACCCUUUUGUGCUAGUACUGUCUUCUUGAAUGUACUCAUUUUGUACGUGUAUUUUUCUAACUCAGAGGUGAUUGUACUGUCAGGCUGCGGCGCUGCUGCUCUGAACGUUUCAGGUCCAAAGGAUGAGCGGCGUCAUGCCGGAGCCUCCGGAUCACCGAUCCGCAGCGAUGGGGCGAUAUCAUUCCCUGGUUUGCUUCUUCCUUUUUUCUUUGCAGUAAAAGUCUGUUCAGGACGGUUUAGAAAAACAGGGACUUUCCUGCUCUAAGAAACAUUUCAAUGCUUGACUUUCAACUUAUUUAUUACUGUUCCUUUUAAAGGUUUAGUCCAAUAAAAAUCAUGAUAAUACAGCUGGAUGUGCAUCCAUGUCUACAUGAACAUGCCCUUUACUGGAAUGUAGAUGACAGCUUCCUCUUGUGUGUGAUGAAGAUGUUGUGCCGCACAUCCUCCUCCUCUGAUUGGUUGUUCAUCAUGUGAGCUCGUUCAUCGUGUGCUUUAAUUUAUGUAAUUGCUCUCCAUGUUGACGUAUGCAUCUCUGAUUGUUGAAGCCCAUGUGUUUGAUGCAGCCUUGCCUUACCAGAAUCCCUGCAUACUGUGGGACCCCCCCCACCCCCCAACUUUACCUAAACCCCAACUCUGUCAUAACACUGUUAGCUGACACAAUUAUUACUUCUGCAACACUUAUUAAAAUAACAUCUACUCCA
Molecule: messenger RNA, 6363 nt
Organism: Cololabis saira (Pacific saury)
Lineage: Eukaryota; Metazoa; Chordata; Actinopteri; Beloniformes; Belonidae
Product: HMG box transcription factor BBX
Exons: 14
Coding region: 178-2616 (812 amino acids)
Biological process (GO): regulation of transcription by RNA polymerase II
Cellular component (GO): nucleus
Molecular function (GO): RNA polymerase II transcription regulatory region sequence-specific DNA binding; DNA-binding transcription factor activity, RNA polymerase II-specific
Source: RefSeq, a predicted model, not a curated record